Coregonus clupeaformis (lake whitefish) is the source of this 5691-nucleotide messenger RNA. Its product is annotated as colorectal mutant cancer protein-like. NCBI's taxonomy places the organism in Eukaryota, Metazoa, Chordata, Actinopteri, Salmoniformes, Salmonidae. The coding region runs from base 193 to 3222 and encodes 1009 amino acids. The transcript has 19 exons. The record is from RefSeq and is a predicted model, not a curated record. Gene Ontology annotation, molecular function: calcium ion binding.
CGGCACAUGCUGCGGCUGCACCCUCCUUUUUUCAGAAGUGACCUAAACCCAAGAUUACAUUUGAUUCUAUUCAAUCCAAUGCCGGGUAUUAGCCUACAUUUACGGGAAGUGUGAUGAAGGAGCAGUUACUUUGUUGAGAUUGGAUACUAGAAGGGGUAGUAGCCAAGUUACAGUAUUUUUUUAGGGAAGCUCAUGGCGGCGGUGGAGGUGAGUGUGAGUAGCGGCAGUAGUGACACAUCUAGCACGGGCGAAGAGGAGAGGAUGAGGCGUUUGUUUCUGACUUGCGACGGCGACGGUGAUGGAUACAUCAACAGGAAUGACCUGCUGAUGGUGUGCAGACAACUAAACAUGGAGGAGUCUGUGGCAGAGAUCAUGUGCCAGCUGGGAGCGGAUGAGCGAGGCAAGAUCUCCUUCGAGGACUUCACCCGCUGCCGCAUGCAGCUGGUCAACGAGAUCCGCAAGGAAGAGGGCGAGCUCUCCCAACGCUCCCAGAACUCUGAAACUAAGAAGCUCAGGGAACACCUCGCCUCCUGGCCAACCAGCAGCGAGAACAGCCUGGGGGCCCUGUCAGGGGCCAGAGAGAGCUGGGAGUACGACUCUGGGGCCAGGGACCUCCAGAGUCCAGACAUCCAGCCUCGGCAAACACAGACCCAGCAACAGCCAGCCAUCCUCCAGAAGCUCCUGGAACAGCCUGGGACUGUCCAAGAACAGCAGGCUGCCCUCCAUAUGCUCCUGGCCCAGACCAGCGCCCACUGUGGCCCCCCGGGGGGAAAUUACCUGGAGCUGGCCAACACGCUCCAGCUGACAGCCCUGGCCUCGUGUAAGGGGGACGUGGUGGAGCUGAACAAGCGGCUGGUGGAGACGGAGAGAGAAAGAGAGCUGCUGGAGAAGAGACUGGCCAAAGCACAGUGUGAGCAGUCCUAUCUGAUGCGGGAGCAUGAGGAUGUUCAGGAGCGGACCACCCUACGAUACGAGGAGAGGAUCACAGAGCUUCACAGCAUCAUCGCUGAGCUCAACAAGAAGAUAGACCUGCUACAGGGCACUACCAUUAGGGAGGAGGAUGAGUUUUCGGAGCUGCGUUCGGAGCUCAGCCACAGCCAGCUCGAGGUCAACGAGGACGGACACAGCCUGGACCAGGACGGGGCAUCCGUCUCACUGCCUGAAAACCACUCCACCCUGGUGACCGCCGACAUGGACAACUGCAGUGACCUGAACUUGGAGCUGCAGCGGGUUCUGACGGGGCUGGAGAGCGUGCUGUGUGGGAGGAAGAAGAGCACAUGCAGCCUGUCUGUGGCCGAGGUGGACCGCCACAUAGAGCAGCUGACCACCGCCAGCGAACACUGUGACCUUGCCAUCAAGACGGUGGAGGAGAUCGAGGGAGCCCUCGGACGGGACUUCUACCCCAGCCUGUCGGAGGAGCGGAUGCACUGGGAGAAGGAGCUGGCCGGCCUGAGGGAAGAGAACGAGAGCCUGACGGCCAUGCUGUGCUCCAAGGAGGAGGAUCUGAACCGCACCAAGGCCACCACGAACGCCAUCCGGGAGGAACGUGACCGCCUGAGACGACGGGUGCGGGAGCUGCAGACGCGUCUCCAGAGCUCCCAGCCUGCAGGCCUGUCCAGCCCUGGGCGUCUCACCCCCGCCUCCCGCCCCAUCAACCCCAGCACUGGGGAACUCAGCACCAGCAGCAGCAGUAACGAUAUACCUGUGGCCAAGGUGGCAGAGCGGGUGAAGCUGUCUAAAACCAGGUCGGAGUCUUCUUCCACCGAGAGGCCUGUUCUGGGACCAGAGAUCAGCAGCAUCGGGGUGUCCAGUAACGUGGCGGAGCACCUAGCACACUCCCUCCAGGACUGCUCCAACAUCCAGGAGAUCUUCCAGACCCUAUACUCCCAUGGAUCAGCCAUCUCUGAGAACAAGAUCAGAGAGUUUGAGGUGGAGACGGAGAGACUUAACAGCCGCAUCGAGCACCUGAAGUCUCAGAACGACCUGUUAACCAUCACGUUGGAGGAGUGUAAGGGCAACGCAGAGAGGAUGAGCAUGCUGGUAGGCAAAUAUGAGUCCAACGCUACCGCACUACGACUGGCACUGCAGUACAGUGAACAGUGUAUAGAGGCCUAUGAACUGCUGUUGGCGCUGGCGGAGAGUGAACAGAGCCUGGUACUGGGCCAGUUCAGAGCUGCAGGAGUGGGGACUGUAGGUGAGAAGUCGGGAGAGGAGAGCAUCACUCAGAUCCUGAAGAGGGCCCACGACUGCAGGAAGACCGCAGAGAACGCAGCCAAGGAUCUUCUGGGCAGGCUGGACGGUAGCUGUGGAGCGGCAUUCGCUGUGACUGGCUGCAGCGUUCAACCAUGGGAGAGCCUGUCCUCCAAUAGUCACACUAGCACCACCAGUUCCACCACCAGCUCGUGCGACACAGACUUCUCCAAGGAGGACGAGCAGCGGCUGAAGGACUACGUGCAGCAGCUGAAGAAUGACCGUGCGGCGGUUAAGCUGACCAUGCUGGAGCUAGAGAGCGUUCACGUCGACCCCCUCAGCCUUGAGGUCAAGCCCCGGGGAGACGCGCACCGUCUGGACCUGGAGAACGCCGUGCUGAUGCAGGAGCUCAUGGCCAUGAAGGAGGAGAUGGCGGAGCUGAAGGCCCAGCUCUACCUGCUGGAGAAGGAGAAGAAGGCAGUGGAGCUGCGGCUGAGCACGCGGGAGGCCCAAGAGCAGGCCUACCUGGUGCACAUUGAGCACCUGAAGGCCGAGGUGGAGGAGCAGCAGGAGCAGCGCAGGAGAUCCCUCAGCUCCACUGGGAGUGGUAGUAAAGAUAAGAGCCAAGCCGCCAAGGAUUGUGGAGACUCUCCGGCCAUCAGCCUAUCAGACCUGAGGACACUGAAUGAUAGCGACCUGGCAGCAGAGCUCACCAACGCAAUGAGACGGGAGAAGAAGCUAAAGGGGCGUGUCCAGGAGCUAGUGGCAGCGCUGGAAAGACUAACCAAGAGUAGCGAGGUCCGCCACCAGCAGAGUACCGAGUUCGUCAAUGAUCUCAAACGGGCAAACAGUAACCUGGUGGCGGCGUAUGAGAAGGCCAAGAAGAAGCACCAGGGCAAGCUGAAAAAGCUGGAGGCUCAGAUGAUGGCCAUGGUGGAGCGCCACGAGACCCAGGUUCGCAUGCUCAAACAACGCAUCGCCCUGCUGGAGGAGGAAAACUCACGGCCACACACCAAUGAGACCUCCCUAUGAGAACUGAUGAGACGUCGCUAUGAGAACUCACCAGACGUCGCUAUGAGAACUCGCCAGACGUCGCUAUGAGAACUCACCAGACGUCGCUAUGAGAACUCACCAGACGUCGCUUUGGGAACUCACCAGACGUCGCUUUGGGAAGUCGCUUUGAGAACUCACCAGACGUCGCUUUGAGAACUCACCAGACGUCGCUUUGAGAACUCACCAGACGUCGCUUUGAGAACUCACCAGACGUCGCUUUGAGAACUCACCAGACGUCGCUUUGAGAACUCACCAGACGUCGCUUUGAGAACUCACCAGACGUCGCUUUGAGAACUCACCAGACGUCGCUAUGAGAACUCACCAGACGUCGCUAUGAGAACUCACCAGACGUCGCUAUGAGAACUCACGAGAACUCAUCGAAAUGAGAGACAUCGCAAUGAGAGACAUCGCAAUGAGAGACAUCACUGUGAGAACUUUCAGCCAAAACCCACAGCGCCACACCAACAGGACCUCCGCGUGAGCAAUGCAAGGAGACUUCAUGUCCACAUUAUUAUAUGAAACAUCAUUACGAGCAACGGUUAGAGGAGGGGACGAGGGAAAGGAAAGGCUGGUGUGUGUGUGUGCUGAGAAUGUAACCCUUCCCUACCAACCCAUAGACACCCUGCAGUCCUAUUGGGCACAUACACGUGGGGGAAGACACUCUGCGGUGAUAGCUUCCAGUUCAUUGGCCAGCAGAUGGACAGGUAAAACUGCCAGGACCAAUUGGAGUUGAAGCUACAAAUGACAGCUGUCAAUCAUCUCUGGAGAACGACACUGAAACCGGUAGAGGAAAAGUGUCAUUUUAUAUUUUAUGAGAGCUGCACUAUAAGAUAAACUAACUAUCCUUACUGGCAAAUUAUUAAGUAUUAUCUCCCACUUUAUUUCAAAUGUUACAUUUCAUUUGUUAGCCUUUUUGUUAUCUCAAGGUUUGACUGCAAAUUAUUUUGAAAGUUUUUUUUAAUCGAUGUUGCCAUUUAGCGUUAUUCCAUUUAGUUGCCAUUUAGAACUGUUUCCCCUUUAAGGAAUACCUUUCUAUCAGCUCUACUUAACAACUUCCCAGUUUUCAGUCUACAAAGUACACUUUGCCAUAGUGAAGACUUACUGAACACAAGGGCUCUAUUCACUCAAACCUGGGUUUGAUGUCUGGAUUUCUCAAAAACAAUUAUUCUUGCACUGUUAGAAUGCUUUUUUUUUAAUUCAGUAGCUCAAAAAAAGUAUGCUUACAGUGUAAAAUAAAAAUAAAUACAACCUCAACUUACUUAACCCCGCACAGGUAGAAAUGUUGUAUUUGACGUAACCGGCAAACCUGCUUCCCAGGUUUGAUUGGAUUGGGCCGUAAAUCAAUACCUCAAAGUGCACAAAAUGUCCUUCCAAUAUGAAUGGCAGUGUUUCAGCAUCAGCCUUCAACUAUACAGCAGUGAAUCGCAAGAUACUGUAGUAGGUGUGUGCGCAUGGAGGGGAGAUGACAAUAGGGCUGUGUGUGUGAGAGAAAGAGAGAGGAGAGAGAAAGGGGGAGAGUAUAUAUGAGAAUGUUUGAGGCAGAGAUCCAAGAUUAUGCCUUUUGUCACCCCCUUCAUGAACACAGAUUUGUUGCACACACACAAACAUCCUCUCCGGCCGAGGCACUUUUCACUUCCCUCUGGACAAUAUCACCACAUUGCCUUGUUGAGGACUUUGUUUUUCUGCGAGACUUAAACCCAGACCUCAAUGUUAACCAAUGGCUGCCUCUCGCUCUCGGGAUGAGGGAACCACAUACUUACUAUUCUAUAGCAAUCUGAGAUGCUGCAUUCUCUCACUCUACCUGACUACUGUUGCUAACUACUAUAAAUCGGCAUAAGCAGAGAGCCUGGCACCCAGGUGACACCCAUGUUUCUAGAUAACCAUCAGUAGCCUAGUAUACAGAUGUUUUAAUUAGGCAGGGUUGGAUCAAUUCCAUCUCAUUUAUUUCAUUUGAAAAAUUGUCAUUGGCAAUAUUUUCUUCAAUUCAUUAACUGAAUUUCCAUUUCAUUCCUGAGUUUGAAUGUAUUGUACCCCAUUCCUGCUGUUUGGAACGAUCCACUGCGAAAGAAAGCAGUGGUGUGUAGACGAGUAUAGGAGUGAUGUAAUUUCCUCUCAAUAAACUGUCAUAGUAAUGACUUAUCUCACAAAAACAGUCAAUACCUGUAUUCUGUUUCUGUUGUGCUUCUCGGGCAUACAACACAAGUGAAUCUGGGGCAUACUCCAGUGGAGUGGUUGGUCUCAUCUUCUGUUCUGUGAAUGAGACAAGAAGGGUUAGAGGGGUGGGCAAAGGGAGGGGGUUGGGGGUAAGGAAGGUGGGUUGGCAAACUAAUGACAUUAUUUGCACAGAUCUGUUUUGGAAUCAAAUCUUGGCAAUCAUUGUUUUGUUGAUUUUAAGAGGUUGUAUUUGUUUAUAUAAUAAAGUAAUAAACCAAUUUAAAUAAAUGCCAA